GUUUGAUCAUAUGUCUGUUAACAGGGUUUUUGGUAGCUGUGAUACAUCCCUCGUCAGAUUUCACAAUGUGUGGCAUUUGGGCCCUUUUCGGAAGUGAUGAAUGCCUUUCUGUCCAGUGUCUGAGUGCCAUGAAAAUAGCCCACAGAGGUCCUGAUGCAUUUCGCUUUGAAAAUGUUAAUGGCUUCACCAACUGUUGUUUUGGUUUCCACCGACUUGCAAUUGUUGAUCAGCUAUACGGAAUGCAGCCUAUUCGAGUGAAGAAGUUUCCAUAUUUAUGGCUGUGUUACAAUGGAGAAAUCUACAAUUUCAAACAGUUGAAAAAACAGUUUGGAUUUGAAUUUCAAACUUUAGUGGAUGGCGAGGUGAUUCUUCAUCUAUAUAGCAGAGGAGGAAUAGAGCAAACAGCCUCCAUGCUAGAUGGUGUAUUUGCAUUCAUCCUGCUGGAUACUGCAAACAGAAAAGUGUUUCUGGGAAGAGAUACUUAUGGAGUGAGGCCAUUGUUUAAAGUGCUGACCGAAGAUGGAUUUUUGGGUGUUUGCUCAGAAGCAAAAGGUCUUAUGAACUUAAAGCACUCGAUGUCUUCUUGUCCUAAAGUGGAGCCAUUUCUUCCGGGACACUACGAAGUAUUGGAUUUAAAACCAUCUGGUAAAAUUGCGUCGGUGGAAGUGGUAAAAUUUCACAGUUGUAAAGAUGAACCUCUGCAUGCUGCCUAUGAUACCGUGGAAAGUUUGCCUUCAGGUUUUGAGCUUGAAACUGUUAAAAGCAACAUUCGGAUUCUGUUUGAAAAUGCUGUUAGAAAACGUUUGAUGUCUCACAGAAGAAUUGGUUCUCUUCUGUCAGGAGGGUUGGAUUCCAGCUUGGUUGCUGCAGUCCUCCUGAAGCUGAUGAAAGAAUCAAACAUCACAUACCCCUUACAAACCUUUGCAAUUGGUAUGGAAGACAGUCCUGAUUUACUGGCUGCCAGAAAGGUAGCAGCUCACAUUGGCAGUGAACAUCAUGAAGUAAUAUUUAAUUCUGAAGAAGGCAUUCAGGCAUUAGAAGAGGUUAUUUUUUCCUUGGAAACCUAUGACAUUACAACAGUAAGAGCUUCAGUAGGUAUGUAUCUAGUUUCAAAAUACAUACGCAAGAAAACAGACAGUGUUGUCCUUUUCUCAGGAGAAGGCUCAGAUGAACUGGCACAAGGAUAUAUCUACUUCCAUAAGGCUCCCUCUCCUGAAGAAUCUGCGGAAGAGAGCGAGAGGCUUCUGAAAGAGCUCUACCUGUUUGAUGUUCUUCGUGCAGACAGAACUACUGCAGCUCAUGGUCUUGAAUUGAGAGUCCCAUUUCUGGAUCACCGGUUUACUUCUUAUUACCUAUCCUUGCCAGCAGAACUGAGAAUCCCAAAGAAUGGAAUUGAAAAAUAUCUUUUGAGAGAGUCCUUUCAGGAUUCCAACUUGCUUCCUAAAGAAAUACUCUGGAGACCCAAAGAAGCCUUCAGUGAUGGUAUAACCUCUGUCAAGAAGUCAUGGUUUUCAAUUCUCCAGGACUAUAUUGAUCAGCAGGUUGAUGACCUUCUGUUGGAAAAAGCAGCUGAGAAAUUUCCUUUCAAUCCACCUAAAACUAAAGAAGGCUAUUACUAUCGCCAGAUCUUUGAAAAGCACUACCCGGGGCAAAGCGACUGGCUUCCCCAUUAUUGGAUGCCAAGAUGGAUUAAGGCUACUGAUCCUUCCGCUCGCACAUUGAAGCAUUACAAGUCAACCGCUCAAGAAUAGGCUUUCCAGUAAUUCCAGAACAGAAAUGACUAGCUUUCAGGUGGCUCUGUUUUCUGUAAGAAGCCAGCCGUGCAAGCCAAUAAAAUUUUUUAAAGAAUA
Molecule: messenger RNA, 1850 nt
Organism: Gavialis gangeticus (Gharial)
Lineage: Eukaryota; Metazoa; Chordata; Crocodylia; Gavialidae
Gene: ASNS
Product: asparagine synthetase (glutamine-hydrolyzing)
Exons: 11
Coding region: 66-1751 (561 amino acids)
Cellular component (GO): cytosol
Molecular function (GO): asparagine synthase (glutamine-hydrolyzing) activity
Source: RefSeq, a predicted model, not a curated record